Rotaria sp. Silwood1 is the source of this 234-nucleotide messenger RNA. The record is from the annotation of a GenBank genome assembly. Lineage: Eukaryota; Metazoa; Rotifera; Eurotatoria; Philodinida; Philodinidae.
AUGGGUGAUUUGAAUGGUGAUACUUACUUGGAUGUCGUUGCUCCCGGAUCCUUUGCUAAUUAUUUUACUGUAUUGCUUGGUGAUGGAACUGGGGCUUUCUUCGCAUCAUUGUCUGUUGUUACAGAUAACUAUCCAAUGUCGGUGGCCGUCUAUGAUUUUGACAAUAAUGGAGGACUUGAUGUCGUGGUUGCUCAUGCCUGGGGUCAUUUAUUAGUAUUUAUGAACGCAUUUUAA